AUGUAUUUGUACUCCAUGAAGGAACUGGUGUCCUAUACGAUUGCUAAGGGACACGACAUUUGGCACUACAUUAAAAGCCUACCUUAUGAUGUCGCCUUUUUAGAGUUAGUAGACUCCAUUCCUUCGGAUUUCAUGGUCGUCUUGGAUUUAUACGAUGGGCAACUGGAUCAAUUGGAUGUAUCCAAUUUGAGGAAUAUGACCCUCCUCGGAGGUCAGAACAACGUGCACGCCCCUCAGCGCAACCCUUGCAGCCAAAAACGUUACGUCGAAGCGGCCAUCAGGCACGAAAACUUCACCACCAAACCGAUAACCAACGAUAUACGAUUGAUAAAGGUAAACAAAAAAUUCGAAUUGACCACUUAUGUGAACUUGAUCCGAGUUGCAACUGCUGCUGAAAACCGGAAUGCAGAUGCUGCCGAUCUUAGGGCAAAAUGUAUCGUCAUUGGAUGGGGACAGACGAAGCAGAGGAACUCGUCAAAGGCUCCUGCACCCUACACCCGUUUGAAAUAUCUUCGAGAAGUCGAAUUGCCCUUUGUUGAAUUUGAGCAAGUGCAAGGCGCACGUGCCAAGAUUUAA
Ctenocephalides felis (cat flea) is the source of this 576-nucleotide messenger RNA. Its product is annotated as transmembrane protease serine 12-like. NCBI's taxonomy places the organism in Eukaryota, Metazoa, Arthropoda, Insecta, Siphonaptera, Pulicidae. The coding region runs from base 1 to 576 and encodes 191 amino acids. Gene Ontology annotation, biological process: proteolysis. The transcript has 5 exons. The record is from RefSeq and is a predicted model, not a curated record. Gene Ontology annotation, molecular function: serine-type endopeptidase activity.